Molecule: messenger RNA, 1611 nt
Organism: Fimicolochytrium jonesii
Lineage: Eukaryota; Fungi; Chytridiomycota; Chytridiomycetes; Spizellomycetales; Powellomycetaceae
Product: Carboxylesterase
Exons: 3
Coding region: 1-1611 (536 amino acids)
Source: RefSeq, a predicted model, not a curated record
AUGCACAUCACAUCCCUCCUCCUCGCGGGAUACCUCGGCGCGCAGGCUGUCUUCGCAGCAGCCACCGCCCCGGCCGCGCCUUACGUCAAGAUCGGCACCACCAAAUUCAACGGUGUGGCCACCACGACAAAGUCUGACGCGGGCCUGCCUGUUACUCAGUACCUCGGCAUCAAGUUCGCUGCGAAGCCUACCCGCUUCUCGCCUGCCACUGCGCUCGCGCUGCCGACUGGGGAUGUGGAUGCGUCCAAGUUUGGAGCAAUCUGUUAUCAAUCGUUUGGGGGACCUGGCGGAGCCUUCACCAAAGCCAAUUUCGCGACUGGUACCCCCGCCGAGAGCGAGGACUGCCUCAACCUGAACAUCUGGACUCCGCAAGGUACUGGCGCCGCGCCUAAAGGAAACCUUCCCGUCCUGUUCUGGAUCUACGGAGGGUCCUUUGCUUUCGGCGGAUCGGGUCAGCCCCUCCAUAACAGCACCGUGAUCGCCAAACACGACGUUGUCGUCGUCACCGCCAACUACCGCACCAACGUCUUCGGCUUCCCCGGCGCCUCCCAGCUUCCCUUGAAAGAGCAAAACCUCGGUCUCCUCGACCAGCGUAUUGCGCUCCAAUGGGUCAAGAAGAACAUCUUAGCUUUCGGCGGUGACCCGGCCAAAAUCACCAUCUUCGGACAGAGUGCCGGAGCCGUUUCCGUCGAAUCGCUUGUCCUUGAAGGUCCCGUCGCCGACCGCCCCUUCCGCGCCGCAAUCACCCAGUCCAACGUCGCGUCCCAGUUUCUCGCCCGUCCCGUCGGCCCGCUCUUCAACGGGCUCGCCGCCGCGGUCGGAUGCGACGCCACCGCUACAGCCGCGCAGCUGACUUGCAUGCGGGAAAAACCCGCCGACGCCCUCAUCCAAGCCGAACAGAGCCUCAACCUCCCCUUCAGCAUCGUCGUGGAUGAAUUCACCAUCUUCUCCGACCCCGUCGCCCGCCGAACGAGCGGCCUCGCCGCCAAAGUCCCCAUGGUGAUCGGCACCAUGCAGGAUGAAGGGUUCAUGUUCACCCUCGGCACCGCCAACUUCACCCAGUUUGUGCAGGCGACGUUUCCCGGUGCCCCAGUCGAGGUCGUCACUGCGCUCUACCCCAUCGGCGCUGGCAAGCCGUAUGCGACGGACUCCGAUGCCGCGGCUGCUGCGUUCCGUGAUGUCGUUUUCCAGUGCAAAGCCCGCAUUGAUUCGGCUAUCCACGCUGUUAAGAGCAACCCGCGUGUGCACAGGUACCUUUACCAAGCCUCCUUCGCAAAUCAACAAAUCAUCCCCGGCCUUCCCAACGGCGCAUACCACUCCGCCGAACUCCCCCUCGAAUUCGGCUUCCCAAUCGCCGGCUCCACAGCCACCGAACUCUCGCUCGGCGGCCAGAUCCAGCAAGCCCUUGCGACGUACGCCAAAAACCCCGCCGCCAUUCCCGGUGCACCCGUCAUUACCGGCAAGGCGGGUAAUCAGAUCGCUGUGGUGGCUCGGGACGGUACGCCGUCGCUGCAAAAUCAGGAUGAUUAUGAUAAAACGUGUCAGGCGAUUUGGGAUCAGUAUUUGUUGAAGGGAAAGAAGUUGACCGAUUACGGGGUUUCUAUUGCUUAG